Messenger RNA from Moneuplotes crassus, 3228 nucleotides. Lineage: Eukaryota; Ciliophora; Spirotrichea; Euplotida; Euplotidae. The record is from the annotation of a GenBank genome assembly.
GUUAAAAUGGAUUCUGGUGAAUUCGGAGUUGUGAAGGAACUUCUUUUACAAGUGAUGGCGAGUGAUAAUGAGGUUAGAAGAGAAGCUGAAAACAAAUUAACACAAGUGAGGCAGGCUAACUUUGACAAAUACUUUGCCUACAUGGUCACAGGGUUUGCAGAUCAGGGGGUUGACCUUAGGGCCAGAGCCAUGGCACUUAUUUUGCUCAGGAGAGAUAUCCUUGAGAAUAAUCAUGAAGAGCCAAGUGUAUGGAGCAAGCUUACUGGCGAGACUAGAGAAUAUAUCAAGGCUCAGAUUUUAGAAGUUCUAGCAAAUGAGACUGAUCCUCUGAUUGUUAACAAGAUAGCGGAAUUUGCUGCGAAAAUAGCCAUCGCCAUCAAUGAUGUCAAUUACAAUGAUAUUUGGCUAGACCUAUUUAAUCUCUGCAAAAGGCUGAUUAGUGAAGGAAAUGAAACCCAAACCAAAGCAGGGUUGGUUGUGUAUGCUGAAGCAAUGAAUGGCUUGAGUAAUGAGAUCGUUGUAAACGAUGCUGACUUAUAUGCCAUGUUCGAAGUGACCCUCAAGAACGAGAACAUUGAGAUUUCUCUUGCAUCUCUAAAAGCAAUCCGACAAUUUCUGACAACAGUUAUGCCAAAGCAUGCUAUACGCUUUGUUGGAUUACUUGGAGAUAUGGUCAACAUCUCAGUGAGGGCCAUCAAGAGUUGAGAGUACAAAGUCUUAGAGGAAUCAAUGGAGGUCUUAAUAGCAAUAAUAGAGGCUGAACCUAAGUUCUUCCUGAAUGACUUCCCAGAUCUCCUCCAAGUCUUCACUUCUAUCUCUGAGCAGAGUCAACAUUUGAACGAGACUCUCAAGAAGCUUCCAGUAGAGCUGCUAAUAUCAAUUGUAGAGAGGGAUUCAAGCCUGCUUACGAGGAAUGAAGAUUACUUAAAGCAAAUACUUGACCUGACAUUUACUCUUAUUUUAGAAGAAGCAGAAAGCGACACGAUCGUUUUUGGACGAAAAUUCAUGGAUAGGCUCUGUAGUUGUGCUAGCGCGGAAUACAUUCUAGCACCCAUCUGCACUCUUGUCAAACAAGCUGUUGACCAUAAAGACUGGAAGCAAAAGCAAGCAGGGCUUAAUGCUUUCUCUCAGAUUGGUGAAUAUGUAUCUGAAAUUGAACAAAUCAGCGAAAUGAUUCCAACCGUUAUCGAGCAUUGUAAGCAUGAGCAUCCAAAAGUAAGACAUGCAGCAGUACAUUGCUUGGGACAAUUCGCAACCGAUCUGAAGCAUCAACUGACUGAAAACUAUCAUGAGGCUAUAAUCCCUACUCUAUACGAAGCAAUGAAUGAUAAGGUUAAUAGAGUAAAAGCUCAUGCUUCUGGAUGAAUGUCUAACUUUUUAGAGAAUGCUUCUCAAGAAAUUGGACUUAAAUACUGUGAGGGGCUUCUUGGACAUCUCUUUAAAUUAAUUAAGAGUGAAUCUGGCUACUUAGCUGCAAAUGCAGUCACAUGAAUUGCAUCUCUUGCUCAGUCAUGAGACCAGGAGUUCAAUGCUUAUUUUGACUCUUUCUGUAAUGAACUUCUCCCAAUUAUUACUCAAAAAGUUCCUAAAGAUUUCAGGAGGUUCAAAGGUCAGGCUAUAGAGAGCCUUACUAUUUCAGCUGUGUGCAUUGGCCUUGAUAAUUUUAGAUUUCAUUCUGAAAAAGUGGCCAAGGCCUUGAUCCUCAUACUCAAGAACCACCUAGAUGAAAUUGGCGAUCCCCAAAGGAAAUAUAUUCUUGGGGGAUUUCAAAGGCUUGCUUUAAUUAUGGAAAAAGAGUUUGCUCCUAUAUUACCUGAAAUAAUGCCAGAUAUUCUUAAAAUGGCUUCUCUUUAUCCUAAGUUUCGAUCUACAUUAAAAGUACCAAAUAUUUCUGAAAAUUAUGACGAAGACCAAGAUCUAAUGAAUGAGGACACAAACCCAGAUGAGUCAGAUGAGAUUGAAGAAAUAGACAUAAUAACCCAAAUUCUUUGUGUGUUUAUUGAUGAGCUUAAAGAGCUCUAUGCUCCAUACAUAGAACAAACUUCUGAGCUAUUUGUUUCUCUUUCAACGUUCAGUCAUUCUGAUAAAGUUAGACAGAAUGCAUCUGAGUGCUUGCCGAAAAUUCUAAAGAUCGUCAAGAAAUGAGAGAAUGAAAAUAUGAGAGCCCAGUUAUAUGGAGAAAAAUUUAUUGACAUUCUUUAUGGAAAUCUAAAAAUAGAAGGAAAUGUCUCUGUUAUGAAGUAUCAGAUUAACGCAAUCAAGGACUGUAUUGAUGAAGUUGGAGAUUUUCUAAGCGAAGACCAAAUUAACCAAAUGAGCGAAGUAUUGGUCGAAAUGAUCUCAAAAUCUGACCGCAGAAAGGAUCUCAACAACAAAUUUCAUAAUGAGAACGGGCAAGGAGAAAGUGAAAUUGAUGAAAUGAAUAGAGGAUUUUUAGAUGAAGAAAAUCAAGAAGAAGAUGAUCUUCAGAUCUCGAUUAGUGAAACAUUCGGAGUUAUUUUCAAAACUCAUAAGAACAAAUGUGGGGUCUUGGCUUCAAACCUACUAAGCGAUCUUGUAUCAUCUUAUAUUGAUGAGAAUGCUUCAUUUGCUAAGCAGAAAUUUGGAGUUUACUUGAUUUGUGAUGCUGUUGAGUACCUAGGACCAGAUAUUCUAGGAACUAAAUAUCAAGAUUGUUUGAGUACUUUUGUUAGAUUAUCAAAAUCAACAGAUCCCCUAGUCAGACAUGGAAGCGUUUAUGGGCUUGGAGUUUCUUCCAUCACAGGAGGAGAUCUAUUUGCUCAAUAUUCUGUGGAUGCUCUUGAAAUUCUUAAAGAAGCCAUCGAAAUGGAGCCAGGAUCUCAAGAUAUUUCAUAUUACAACCAUGCUCGAGAUAAUGCAGUCUCUGCUUUCGCAAAAAUAUUAAAAUAUCAGCAUGCACCUAUUGACACAGAAGCUGCAUUUGAAUAUUUACUCCAACACGUCCCACUAAGACACGAUAUGAUUGAAUCCAAACUCACCACCAACUUCAUAAUCGACACAGCCCUAAACAACCCUACCCUAUUCACCAGCAACGACCACCAAAACACCCCUCAGCUCAUCACUUUCAUCCAAAACCUCUCCACCUCCAGCCUCGCCUCCACCACUCUAACCAACCUCCAACUCCUCCUCUCCUCCCUCUCCUCCGACCCAACAGCCCACAGGCUGCUCUCUGACGCAAACAUCUCCUUACCGCUCCAGCACCCUUAA